Messenger RNA from Meriones unguiculatus (Mongolian gerbil), 1367 nucleotides. RefSeq names its product apolipoprotein O like (gene Apool). Gene Ontology annotation, cellular component: MICOS complex. Lineage: Eukaryota; Metazoa; Chordata; Mammalia; Rodentia; Muridae. Gene Ontology annotation, biological process: cristae formation. The record is from RefSeq and is a predicted model, not a curated record. The transcript has 9 exons. Bases 119 to 898 code for a protein of 259 amino acids.
GCAGGAGUCAGCUGUCUACCAGCUUAAAGGGGAGGGGCUGUGGUUGCGCAAGUCAAAUUGAACUGCUUUGUCCCUCUGUGCUCUCCGUCCGAAAACUUGAGCCGAGGGAGUCCUAGGUAUGGCGGCCUUUAGGAUGGGAAAGUUGACAGCCAUGCCUGCAGGUCUGAUAUAUGCAUCUAUAAAUCUACAUCUGGCCAAAGAAGAGGAACCCAAAAAGCAGCUAGUGAGACCAGACCAGCUUCCAAUAUAUACUGCACCACCUCUCCGUUCUAAAUAUGUUGAAGAACAGCCAGGUUAUUUACAAAUGACCUUUGCAUCUAUCCGUACUACAACUCUUCGUUAUGUUGGCUGGUGCAAGUAUGUUUAUGUCUUUAUGAAGAAUGGGAUAAUGGAUACAGUACAGUUUGGAAAAGAUACAUAUAUCUAUCUGAAGAACCCUCCUCAAGAUUUUCUGCCCAAAAUAGGAGUGAUUACAGCUUCAGGACUGGCAGGUUUGGUUUCAGCAAGAAGAGGUUCUAGGUUUCAGAAGAUUACUUAUCCUCUAGGGCUGGCCACAUUAGGAGCAGCUGUUUGCUACCCAGCUCAGUUAGUAAUAAUUGCAAAGAUAACUGGGAGAAACGCAUAUGAUACAAGCCAACAAAUUUAUCAAGCCAUUAAGUCAUUGUGGACAAAAAGCAGUGAAAAACAAUCACUCCCUGAACCAAAAGAAGAAACUAAGGCAGGAAGGUCUGGUGACAUACAUGCCAAAACGGUGUCUUUGCCAAAAGAAUUUGCUUCUGUGACAAAGAUGAAAUCAGAAUCCACCUCAGAUAAAACACAGUUUAUGCCUGACCCUAAGCUCAUGGAUCAUGGGCAGUCUCAUCCAGAGGAUAAAGAUAUGUACAGCACUAGAAACUGAAACAGAUUGAAGAGAGGGCCUGCAUAGAGGGCCGCAUGAUGUACCAAAUUCAAACAAUGGUGAAAAAUCAUGUAUCGAAUGGGUAACUUACAGAGAUUGACUGUAAUUUUUCCCGUGACAUUUUCAAAUAAACAGUUUGGCUUAUGAUAUGUUAAAACACAAAUUAUUGAAUGCAACACAAAUAAUUUUAAGUGAUUGAUAAGGGAACUAAAGUAGAAAUAUUAGGAUUACAUAUUAUGACUUGUAAGAGAAUUUAUUAGAAAGCAAAAUAAGGUGAAGGUAUGUCAGUAAGACUAAAAAUCUGAAAAUAUGCAUAGAUAACAUAUGUAUAUACAUACUUAUACAUAUGUAACUUCUUCAGUUUUCCCAAUUAUUACCAUUUAACUUAGAAUUGUAGAUAGAAGGAUGUAUUUUUCUCUACUUUUUUUUCCAGAGGUGGAAUAAAAUAUCCAUGUUUUAUGGCACAUGA